GCUAUCAGCCUAUGACCGGCGACAGAUGGCAUUUGGCGAGCAUCUGCGAGUUCUCGGCCCUUAAAUACUUGAUGCUCAAACGGCACAUCGGAUCCAAAAACGCUUAACCCUAUGGCUGUAGCAGUUGCACCUUGAUGGCGGUUCACAAAUGUACAGCACGGACAGACAUCGCAUCCUCAUCGACAACUUAAUCGCCGGCGUUGAAAGGCGUUCAUCCGUUCGCUUUCGGCGGCCUCCGAUCCGACCUUGGCGCGGCCCCAGACAGUCCGAGCAGCGGUCCAUUACCCGGAUGAGCGGCCGCGCGUCCUCCUGCAGUGAGGUAACGCCUGUUGAUUGUGAGAGAAACAAGGCGAUUUUCCAAUGCGCUGCUGGAGCGUUACGGAGUGCUGCUUUUCUCACUUUCCCGCGGUGAGUGCGCUCCUCCCUCUCCACCGCGGCGUGCCCCACUGCCGGCAUCGUUGAUGUGACAUUCCCGUAGGCAGCAGUCCUCUCUCCGGCGCGCUCCCGUCAAGACCUGGCUCACCGGCUUUCCUUGCUGCCGCCUCUCGCACCCCGACUUAAGUAGCGUGCCGCGUUCCAUACACAACUGCUCGCUACUCCUGCGGCCCUCGCUUUUCCCUUGUGCUACGGAUGUGUGCCGACCGCUGCCCGGGCGCGCUGACGAGGCUCUCCUUUGCUUCUCCGAUAGGGUCCAAUAAUUUGCUACAGCCGUUCAACUGUCGGCAUUUCUAGCCCCUUUUCUAUUUCUCAUUAACUGAGCGAACUUCUCGAGUCUCACUGUUGCAGCUCAUCUAGCAUUCACACCAUGCGCCCUUUUCUGAAGGUGUACACGCGGCCAGAGAGAAACGCGUCUGCCAACAUUCAAGGUUAGCUUGCCUUCCUCCUGCCUUCCUUAUUUUGGACGCGUCGUUCAGUGCGGACGCAUUCGCAACAGUGCAUUAUCACUCUGCAGUGCUCUCUGCGAAUAACAUUUUUAUUUCAUUUCUUUGUGCGAAAGGAAUACAAACGGGCUUGCUUUGGCAGCUAAGGAGACGAGAAGAACGGCCCCACUUUCUUGGCGAGUUCGCCGCUCUCAGCUUUUCUCGAUCUUCGCCGCACAAGGAACCUCGCCGUUAGCCCCUCUUAGUAGGCGUUUCCUUUUGUCUGCGUCGACAAACACCGUUUCCGUCAUGCUGAACAUGAGUGCUGACAGCAACUUUUCCAACUCGACUAACUUGACUGAUGGCUUGGAAGCCAAUCCAGUCAAGUACCCCCUAAUCAAGAUUAUCCACGACUGGUUGAUCGUCGGCAUUUUGGUGUCCAUCAUGUUUGGAAUGGGGUGCCACGUCAAGGUGUCUGAGCUGUGGGCACACCUGCGGCGACCGUUCGGCGUGGCUGUGGGAAUGCUGUGCCAGUUCGUGAUGAUGCCCCUGCUGGCGUUCGGCCUGUUGACGUGCAUGCGAUUGAGUGGCCUGUACGCCAUCGGCAUGCUCAUCAUGGCAUGCUGCCCCGGCGGGACUGUCUCCAACGUAUUCGCAUAUUUCGUCGACGGGGACGUCCCUCUCAGCAUCGCCAUGACACUGUGCUCGACGGUGCUGGCCAUGGGCAUGAUGCCGGUGAACAUGCUGAUGUACGGCUACUACGUGGACACGGGUGACAUUGUCGUGCCCUACUCCAAGAUGGCUAUGAGUCUGGUCUUCAUCUCGCUCCCAGCCGGUCUCGGCAUGCUGUUCAACUGGUUCUGCCCGCGGUUGGCGCCUUACAUCACCAAGCUGUCGAGCACUCUUGGCGGCCUGCUGAUCGUGGUGACGCAAAUCAUGGAGGUGUUCAUCUUCCCCGACAUCUUCCACAACAUCCCUCCCGUGUUAUACGCUGCCACGGUGGUCAUGCCGGCAGCAGGUAUGAUGAUCGGUUACCUCAUCAGCUGGCUCUUCAAGCGACCAGAUGCGGUUCGAAAAACCAUCGCCAUCGAGUCAGGCAUUCAGAACGUCGGCAUGGGACUCACCAUCGUCUCGCUCUCCUUCAAGUUCCAGGAACAAAAGCAAGCCCUACUAUUCCCAUGGCUUUAUGGAUUCACAAUGAUAGCUUUAAGCUUCCUUCUGUGUGGCAUUUAUGGAAUAUACAAAAAAUUCUUUUCAAAAUCAAGCUCCCACAAUAUUGCUGCUGAAGCUGAAACUACAAAGCAUAACGAAAAGAUGCAGCUGUCCACUGUGCAAGUCCCAAGCCAUGGUGUUUUCAAUGCAGCAUUUCAGGGAUGAUAUAGCUUUCACAAGUGGACUUCAGUGUGCACUUACUAUGUUUGGAAAGACUGCUGUUUUAUUGGUCACCCCUCAACAAGCAAUGCUGGUGGUCUACAAAUUUGCGUUACUGACCUAAACGGAGCUGCACAAAAAUGCACUGGUGCACAAUACCAACGAUGUACAUAAAUGUGAAAUGUCAUUUUUGGUGAUGCCCAUCAUGAUUUCAGUAUUGCUUUGGCUUGUGUCACUCUGAGCUUUAUAAAUGCUUGCAGCAUGUAACGUCUUACAGCAAAACACCUGAGCCACAUCGUGACAUUGAAAAUUCGUAUGUGCGCUGAAAAUGAAUAAACACGUGCCAAAGACUG
This is a messenger RNA of Dermacentor andersoni, 2584 nucleotides long. Its product is annotated as ileal sodium/bile acid cotransporter-like. Gene Ontology annotation, cellular component: membrane. The record is from RefSeq and is a predicted model, not a curated record. Gene Ontology annotation, molecular function: bile acid:sodium symporter activity. Lineage: Eukaryota; Metazoa; Arthropoda; Arachnida; Ixodida; Ixodidae. Gene Ontology annotation, biological process: bile acid and bile salt transport.